AUGUCCUCUAAUCCGCAAUCGCAGGCCGAAUAUACCAAUCAAAUGACCACAGAGAUCCCCGCAGCUAUACCAUUGAGCCGCGGUAUUUGGGCCAGUCCCAGCCCGGUUCGCUCGCCGUUCGCCAGUGAAGCGUCGUUGGCCUACCCUGCUACUUACGACUCAGUUGCGAGCUCUGCUGCAGAUUACGAGGCGUAUCGCAGUGGUGGCAUUGCCUGGGGUUCGGCCACUUCUGCCUCAGGACGAAGGUCUAGCCACGCUUUGACUGAACCAGAGGGCUCCCACAGGAGCCUGUCCCGUGGCGACACCGAUUUCCCACGCCGCUCUAGUCUGAACGGCCGCGUGGGCACCAAGCAGUCUUCUGCUCCAUUUUUAUCAUCCUUAUCUUUCCACCCUCAGCCCAAGAACAAUUUCUUGGGGCCUUCGAUCUCUCUUCUGGAUCAGUUCUCAAACCUAGCCGACGCAACCCGCCAAACUGAGCUAGCCCACAGAUUAGAGAAUGUGCACGUUUCCGACGUGCCCUCCAAGUACCAAACAACAACCUCCUCCUCUUCGAGCAAAUCUACGUCGCCGGUCUCGUCUGAGUCACGACUGUGGAAUGGCGCAUGGAAGCCUCAAGACCUGGCACCUGCGCCUGUGGCACCUGCACAGAUGGCAUCACCUGCCCCAGUUGCACCACCCUCAGUAGUUUCUCCGGCACCACAUCCCGUCGCCGCCUCAGUUGUACCGCCGUUGGCAGGAGCACCUAAAAGUAAGGCCCCGCCGCCUCGUAAGAAGGAUUGGAAACGUGGGCGUCGCAGUGAGAACCCGUUACUAGAAGAACUUCGAAGUCGCAAUCACCCGUUGCGUAUAGAGGACAUGCUUGGACAGGUUUUAGAAGUUAGCACUGACCAGCAUGGAUCACGGUUCAUCCAGGAACAGCUCUCCCAAGCUACCCCAGAGGUAAGGCAGCGGUUUUUCGAGGAAACGGAGCCGCAUCGCUUGCAGCUGAUGACAGAUGUAUUUGGAAACUACGUUAUCCAGCAGCUAUUUGAACUAGGGACCCCUGCGCAGCGGUCGACAAUGGUUAAGCAAAUGAGUACAAGGGUGCUUUCAUUGUCACUUCAGAUGUAUGGCUGUCGUGUGGUCCAAAUGGCAAUUCGCCAUUCUUCCGAAGCUGAGCAGGUGUCACUGGUGGAUGAGCUGCGGACCCAUGUAGUUCGCUGCAUCAAAGACCACAAUGGCAACCAUGUGAUUCAGAAGGCAAUUGAAUGCGUCGCACCCAAGCAUGUGCAGUUUAUUUAUAAGGACCUGAUGAACCACACCUUGGAACUUUCCCGCCACACCUACGGAUGCCGAGUCGUGCAACGGAUUUUAGAGUUUGGCGACGCAGAAACCCGACACAAGCUGGUUAUCGAACUGAAAGCGCUCAUUGAUCGAUUGGUCGAGGACCAGUACGGAAAUUAUGUUGUACAACAUAUCGUUGAUCAUGGACCUGCAGAAGACCGCGACUGGGUACUGGAGCGAUUGGUACCGCGGCUCGUUGUCCUGUCGACCCACAAGUACGCUUCGAAUGUCAUUGAAAAAUGCUUCCUCCGAGGCACGCCUCGCCAGCGGUCCGCAAUGAUCACGGCAAUACUCGAAAAUGACAUCUACGGCGUUCCUUCCGUUGUGACCAUGAUUCGAGAUCAAUAUGCCAACUACGUCGUACAGAAAAUGCUCGACAACGCCACCGCAGACGACAGAAGAAGGCUGGUUGCGGCAAUCAAACCUCACAUUGCCACAAUCAAGCGAAACUUCUACGGAAAACAUUUAGCCGCUAUUGAAAAGCUUCUACAUGAGUAA
This is a messenger RNA of Wickerhamiella sorbophila, 1821 nucleotides long. RefSeq names its product Pumilio 2. Gene Ontology annotation, biological process: post-transcriptional regulation of gene expression. Gene Ontology annotation, cellular component: cytoplasm. Bases 1 to 1821 code for a protein of 606 amino acids. The transcript has a single exon. Lineage: Eukaryota; Fungi; Ascomycota; Dipodascomycetes; Dipodascales; Trichomonascaceae. Gene Ontology annotation, molecular function: mRNA binding. The record is from RefSeq and is a predicted model, not a curated record.